AAACAUUAGUUCCAUGUACUGAACCCUCUACAAAGGAAGCAGUGGUAAAUGACCACUAUGACUUAAAUAUGUGGGAUUGUUGCCGCAUGGCAAGUCAUGCUUGGACAAAUGUCAGCACGUCAAUACUGAAAAACGCGUGGGACAACCUUCUGAAGGAUGAAGGCGGGCAGAGUUUGGAAGAGCUCGAAAUAAGACAGGACAUAGAUAAAGCACUUGAAGAACUGAGUAAAAUACCAGAAUGCGAAGGGUGCGACAGUAUCGCUGUGAUGAACUGGUUUGAAACUAAUAAGAAAUAUGCCGCCCCACCAGACGAUCUCAACACUGCUCUUACGCAGUUUAUAAAUACAACUAUGGAUACAGAAGCGAACAAACCUACUGACGAGAAAUUUGAA
This is a messenger RNA of Bombus impatiens (common eastern bumble bee), 392 nucleotides long. RefSeq lists its product as uncharacterized. The record is from RefSeq and is a predicted model, not a curated record. NCBI's taxonomy places the organism in Eukaryota, Metazoa, Arthropoda, Insecta, Hymenoptera, Apidae.